Molecule: messenger RNA, 324 nt
Organism: Anthostomella pinea
Lineage: Eukaryota; Fungi; Ascomycota; Sordariomycetes; Xylariales; Xylariaceae
Source: the annotation of a GenBank genome assembly
AUGGCGUUGGAUUGUGACCAAACCGCUGGGAAUCUUGGCCGCCUGCUCGCGCUCGGAAUCACUGUUGCCAUAGUCUCUGCCGACCGGGGUGCCAUCUUCCUUCCAGAACGGGCCGUCAUGGGCGUGGAUAUCAGUCUGAACGACCUCGGGGCCCGACACGAUGGUGAACUGGAUCAUCAGGACCUUGCGCUUCUACUUCUUGUCCUUGCCCCUGCGCUUCUUGGCCUGGCCGGAGGGGGCGUCGGGUGCCUGGCUCGUAGAUACCAGUUAGUCAAUGGACUGAGGAAAAAGCCGGAGAAAGAGGAGGCUGUCCGAAGCCCGUGA